Suillus subalutaceus is the source of this 378-nucleotide messenger RNA. RefSeq lists its product as uncharacterized. Gene Ontology annotation, molecular function: mismatched DNA binding; ATP binding. NCBI's taxonomy places the organism in Eukaryota, Fungi, Basidiomycota, Agaricomycetes, Boletales, Suillaceae. Bases 1 to 378 code for a protein of 125 amino acids. The record is from RefSeq and is a predicted model, not a curated record. The transcript is spliced from 7 exons. Gene Ontology annotation, biological process: mismatch repair.
AUGGCCGAGAUGCUUGAGACUGCAUGGGUUCUCGGCCACGGAACUUCAACGUAUGACGGAUUCGGUCUCGCAUGGUCUAUAUCCGAGUUUAUUGCAUCCUACGCAGAGCUUCCUCACGUGAAAAACCUCCACGUCGUAGCUCAUGUGAACCAAGAAGAUGCAUCUACGCCACGCGAGAGAGAUAUCACGCUCUUGUACAAGGUCGAACCAGGCGUCUCGGACCAAAGCUUCGGCAUCCACCUCGCAAAACGGAAAUCUGAUGAACUAGAAGAUUUCGCGACUGGACAACAAUCAGAACCCGAGCAUUCGGAUGAAGUCACCGAGGAGGGCAUUCAAAUCAUCGAGGACUCACUGAAAAAACGGCGAGUCUCCAGCUGA